GGCAGUACCAGCAGUUCGCAGCACCCAUCGCUGCUAUGGCUAUAGCGGAGAGAUAAGCGAAUGCGCGAAAGAAUUAUCAGCAGUUUGUACUCCGGCAGAAAACCUGUCACAUACUCUAUUUAGUGUUUCGAUUUUUUUAUCACUUUUGGCUAUACACGUGUUUUUACGAACUCGAUAUUUGUGGUUGUGAUGUGGAACUAAACUUUUGGAUUUUAUGUGUGAAAAAUAUCCAGGAUGGGUCGUGGCGCGUACCACUCUAGCAGGGCUGAAUUUUUGAGUGAUGAGGCCAUACUCAAAUACAACAGAAAUGGAGGCUGUUUCGUCACCACCAAGAAGGCAAUCGCCUUCGUCGUCUUCGCUUUAGGUUCAUUGGCCGCAGUUAUACUCGUGAUGUACUAUUAUGGCCCUAAUCGAGGGGAAAAGAUAAUCCAUGAAUCAAAUGACAUAGAAAAACUAAUAAACGACACGAUAAGCGAAGAGGUAGCGUCCCAAACUGAACUGAGGUUACCCAAAAACGUUCAUCCGACUCACUACCGGCUGUGGAUUCAUCCUUUGCUGGACGAAAAUAGUGAUAAGAACUUCACUUUCACCGGGACGGUCAAGAUCCAGAUAAACUGCACUGGAGGGACCAACAAGAUUGUCUUACAUUGGGAUGACCUUAAUAUUACUGAGACUGAUGUUAGAGUAUACACUACAAGACAGGUGGAGAUUGACUCUGAAGCGCAACCAUCAGAAACUCACAAUAUGACCAAAAGAGACAUCCAAAAUCCAACAAUCCUGGAAUCGAAAAAGGACGAUGAAUUCCCUACAACAGAGCAAGAUGAUACAACCACGUUGCAAACCGAACCACUAUUCGAGGCUACCACUGAGAUGGAUACCACUCCUCCAAUCAUAGAAGUAACCACACAAAAAAUCUUAGUGAAGAGUGAGGUCGUUGCUCUGCCUGUAGAGGAAAUACUCAAAGAUGACAAAAAUACGAAGUUGACGAUUAUCAUGAAGAAUAUUUUGAAUCAAGGCAGCACUUAUACUGUGGACAUAAAGUUUGCUGGGUUGAUCUUAGAUAACUUGGUUGGAUUGUACAAGACACAUUACGUUGAUGCUUAUGGAACACCAAAGUGGUUGGCCACAACACAUUUCCAACCAGUCUAUGCAAGAAGAGUGUUUCCGUGCUUUGAUGAACCUGGCUUUAAGGCACCAUUUGAAAUAAGCAUAGCUAGAAUGACUAAUAUGACUGCACUAUCGAAUAUGCCUCUCAAAGAAACCGAACCUAUGAAAGACAACCCAGAUUGGGUAUGGGAUCAUUUCCACCAAACCCCACCAAUGUCCACAUAUCUAGUAGCCUUCACAAUCAGCGACAUGGAGAGCAUAUCAGCCGAAAACUCCACCGGAGGACCAAUGAUCAGGGUAUGGGCGCCAAGAGCUGAUCUUCAUUUGACUAGGUAUGCUCUGGAAGUGGCCGCAGAGAUCGUACCCUUCAUGGAAGAAUAUUUUGGCGUAAAGUACCCGCUACCAAAGUUGGAUAUGAUGGCCAUACCCAACUUUGGGAAAGCUGCCAUGGAGAAUUGGGGGAUUAUAUCUUUCAGGAAGUCUUCAUUGCUGUUCGAUACAAACUCGAGAAGCAUCAAAACCAAGAGUUUCAUUUUGGCCAAAAUAGCUCAUGAAUUAUCACAUCAAUGGUUUGGAAAUUUGGUUACCAUGGAGUGGUGGUCAGACCUGUGGCUGAACGAAGGGUUUGGAACAUUCAUGGCUGAAGUCGUCAUAACAAAGCUAAGGCCUAAAUGGCACUCCUACAGCAGCAUAAAAAUUAGAGACACCUACAACACGCUGUAUGCUGACAGUCUCAAAUCGACGCACAGUAUUCAAAUGGACAUUACUAACAAUGCUCAAAUAGAACAGACCUUUGACCCAAUCAUUUAUCAGAAAGGCAGCAGUAUACUGAAGAUGUUGAAUUUCACCCUGACUGACGAUGUAUUCAGGAGAGGCUUGCAGCAGUAUUUGAAGAAAUAUGCAUACAGUUCAGCCAGUCAAGACGACCUCUGGUCGCUCUACACCCGAACAGCUCGUAACGAAAGCAUCAUCCCUGAAACGGUGACAGUCAAGGCUCUCAUGCACUCUUGGUCCACUCAAAGCGGAUACCCAAUAGUGACCAUCACUAGAGACUACGAUUCUCAAACGGCUGUGCUGAACCAGACCAAGUUCACUGAAAACUUGGAGAACACCACAUCAGACGCUCUGUGGUAUGUUCCGGUGACGUAUACCACCAAGGAAGAUAACAGGAUAAGGGUGAUAUGGUUGGAGAAUAAUAGGGAGACCAAGUUGAACCUCUCUGGAACUGGAAAUGAUUCUUGGAUCUUGCUUAAUAUUGAUGAAACAGGGUUCUACCGCGUGAACUACGAUCGUCGCAACUGGCGUUUACUGGUGAUCCAACUCCGUAAAGGUCCAGAUCAGAUCCCUGUGGCCACCAGAGGACAGCUUAUCGACGAUGCCUUCCAACUAGCUGAUGCAGGAGCAAUCAACUACACAGUUGCCUUCGAUUUGGUCAAAUACCUUUACAUCACUGAACCAAAUUAUAUACCAUGGUACAGUGCCUUGAGAAACAUGGAAGAACUCCGCUUGAUAAUCAGCAACUACGAGUACUCUGGCUUGUACGAUAACUUCAUCCUGAAGUUAGUGAAGCCCAUGUUCCAUGAUCUGGGCACCGAGCAACGACCUUACGACACCCAGAAUGAAAAGUUGAUGCGGUUGCACGUGGUGACAGCUGCGUGUCGCCUGAGGUACGGCAAGUGCAUUUCCUGGGCAAGGGAGCAGUACUUCCAGUGGAUGCAUGAAAUUGAUCCAGAUAGUAUGAACCCAAUAUCAAUAGACUACCGCUUCAUAGCACAAUGCACGGCUAUCAAGGCUGGGGGACCUUACGAAUGGGACUUCUUAUGGAACAGGACAUUAUCACCAAAAAUAUCGCCAGUCGAUCUCCAGACUGCAUAUCUGAGUCUUGGCUGUACCUACGAUCCCUGGUUGAUAAAUAGGUACGAAACUGUCAUAUUUUUGGUCAAUUCUCAAACAGUGAAUUUGCUUAAGAUCCCGAGAAAUUCCGAAUAGAAACAUAUUUUUUUAACGUUUCCAUUUCUCCCUAACAGGUGAACUUGGUGAUCAUCCAAAGGAAAUCAGACACUAAACUAUGUCAAUUUAAAAACGCUGGAGCUAAACUGUCAAAGCACAGAUACUGAUAUAAAGAAUGAGAUAUUUUUUGUUUUAGGUAUUUAGAAUAUUCCUUGGCAGGUAACGUGAGCUUGGACUAUGUUCCGUUUGUUUGGCAGUCCAUUAGGCAUCCCGUCGGUGUAAGAACAGGCUUCCAAUUCCUUAGACUAAAUUGGGACAGAAUAUACAAAACAUAUGAGGAGGUGUACUUAGUACUUAGUACCAUUUUCCAUGACUUCCUCAGCUCGCUUUCGACAGAAGUAGAUUUGGAAGACCUCACAACGUUCUACAAACUGCACCAAAAUGAUUUGAAGACAGUCUCUAACAUCUUGCAAGGGGCUGUUGACAGAAUGAAAGUCCGUAUCAAUUGGAAAACUAAGCAUCUGGAUUCUGUCGUCAACUGGUUGAGGAAGAAUAUCAGAUAAAUCAGUAUUAUUUAAGUUAGUCACUAGUAUUGAAUGUUUUAGCUGUAGCACUUAACAAUCCGAAUUUUCAGAUUUUUUGUUUCAUAGGCCGAGUAAUGGAUCAAAAUAUCAAAUGUAUUGUUGCAUUUUACCUGUAAAAAUCAGAUCUGUAAUGUGUUAUAUCAAAAGUAUGUAGAUAAAAAUAAACCAAAUAGCAUAGUGUUAGACAUAUAUGUAUUUAAGGUUUGUGAUAACUGUUUUCAUGUUUUCUUUGAAGUAUUUUAUGUUUGUUGACUUGUAAUUAUUAACUACCGUGAAUAUAUUUCUCUUUUACGAUUCAGA
This is a messenger RNA of Acanthoscelides obtectus, 3941 nucleotides long. The record is from the annotation of a GenBank genome assembly. NCBI's taxonomy places the organism in Eukaryota, Metazoa, Arthropoda, Insecta, Coleoptera, Chrysomelidae.